CAAAUGGAAUCAAGAGCGUCGGAGUAAAAGCAACUGGACCCGUACAAAUCAUAUCAGCGCAAAGUAAACAGCACAGUCUCUGCCUGCUGCAUCUUAUUUGGAAAGUGCAAGCUAACCGGACGCAUUGACAACUUGGAGUUAUCGUUCAUUUUUCUGUGACAUUUGGGAUUUACUUGUCUGUUUGUGCAAGACAUGACCUGCAAAAGAAGAUAAAAAAAAGUGCAUCAACGUUUUGACCGAAGAUUUCACCUCUUCAUAUUGAGUUAGUUGUAGUUUACAUGACUUCUUGAGCAAACCGACCCGUGGACGUGUAACAUCUCGUAGAAGAUCUUCACCACCAUGGGGCGACUUGUGAUAGCUGCCAUCCUCUGUGCCAUGCUAAGCCAGAUUUUAUGCUCUGGGGUUUUUGAGUUGAAUUUACAAGAGUUUCUUAAUAAGAAAGGAAUAACAGCCAACACUAACUGCUGUAAAGGAGGAUCCUCACCAGGGAUUCAACAGUGUGAAUGCAAAACCUUUUUUAAGAUCUGCCUGAAGCAUUACCAGGCGAACGUGUCCCCGGAGCCUCCGUGCACGUAUGGAGGAAUUAUCACCCCUGUUCUCGGGUCAAACUCAUUCCAAGUUCCUGAGCUAGUUUCAGAAAGCACCUUCACCAACCCAAUCCGCUUCCCUUUUGGAUUUACCUGGCCGGGGACGUUUUCACUAAUUAUUGAGGCACUACAUACAGACUCUGCUGAGGAUUUAUCAACCGAAAACCCAGAGCGUUUGAUCAGCCGUGUGACCACCCAGAGGCACUUGACAGUGGGAGAAGAAUGGUCUCAAGAUCUACAAGUGUCUGGGAGAACAGAGCUGAAGUACUCGUACAGAUUCGUAUGUGAUGAGCAUUACUAUGGAGAAGGAUGCUCGGUGUUUUGCCGUCCGCGAGACGACACCUUCGGCCACUUCACGUGCGGAGAGCGCGGGGAGAUCAUCUGUAAUUCCGGAUGGAAAGGACAAUACUGCACAGAGCCAAUCUGUCUCCCAGGGUGUGAUGAGGAGCAUGGAUUUUGUGACAAACCUGGUGAAUGCAAAUGCAGGGUUGGCUUCAGUGGAAAAUACUGUGAUGACUGUAUCCGCUAUCCUGGUUGCUUACAUGGUACCUGCCAGCAGCCAUGGCAGUGCAACUGUCAAGAGGGAUGGGGUGGCCUCUUCUGCAACCAAGAUCUUAAUUACUGCACACACCACAAACCAUGCCAGAAUGGAGCCACUUGCACUAACACUGGUCAAGGCAGCUACACAUGUACCUGUAAGCCUGGUUUCACUGGGGCAAGCUGUGAGAUUGAGGUUAAUGAGUGCUCUGAGAGCCCCUGCAGAAACGGAGGAAGCUGCACUGAUCUUGAGAAUACAUAUAGCUGUGCCUGUCCUCCUGGCUUCUAUGGAAGAAACUGUGAGCUGAGUGCCAUGACUUGUGCUGAUGGACCCUGCUUUAAUGGUGGACGGUGUGCCGACAAUCCCGACGGAGGAUACUUCUGUCAGUGUCCCACAGGCUAUGCUGGCUUUAACUGCGAAAAGAAGAUUGAUCAUUGUAGUUCAAAUCCAUGCUCAAAUGGUGCUCAGUGUCUAGACCUUGUGGACUCCUAUCUCUGUCAAUGUCCAGAGGGGUUUACAGGCACACACUGUGAUGACAAUAUUGAUGAGUGUGCUGCCUACCCCUGUAAGAACGGAGGAACAUGCCAAGAUGGAGUCAACGACUACAUCUGUACCUGCCCACCUGGAUACACUGGCAAGAACUGCAGCCUGCCUUUCAACAAGUGUGCACAUAACCCUUGCCACAAUGGAGCUACAUGUCAUGAAAGGGAUAAUCGCUAUGUGUGUGCCUGCAUUCCUGGGUACGGAGGACGUAACUGCCAGUUCUUGCUCCCUGAAAACCCUCAAGGACUGCCUGUUGUAGAGGAAGCCGAUAAGAGGUACUCUGACGAUGAGGAGGAUAACGAAUUCCCAUGGACAGCAGUCUGUGCUGGUAUUAUUUUGGUGCUCCUGCUCCUGCUUGGGUGUGCUGUUCUGGUUGUCUACAUCCGCAUAAAACUGCAGCAGAGAAGCCAGCAAGCCGAUAGUCACAUUGAAAGUGAAACCAUGAACAACCUGACCAACAAUUGCAGUCGAGAGAAGGAUCUGACCGUCAGCAUUAUAGGCACUACGCAGGUGAAGAAUACCAACAAGAAGGUGGACUUUCAGAGUGAUUCCACGGGUGGAGAAAAGAAAGCUUACCGGUCCCGCUAUUCAUUAGUGGAUUACAAUCUUGUUCAUGAGCUUAAGCAGGAGGACUUUGGAAAAGAGGACUUGGAAAAAAAUGAUGUAAAAUGUGAGGGUCUUGACUCUGACUCAGAAGAAAGACACAGAAAACAUUUAAAAAGUGAGACAUCAGAGAAAAGUCCAGAAGCUGCAUGCAAAGACACAAAGUACCAGUCCGUCUUUGUAAUAUCAGAUGAAAAGGAUGAAUGUAUUAUUGCAACUGAGGUAUAAUGCCACAACAGAGCUGUAGCUCGUCUUGCUCUACAGGAGGUUUUACUCCAGUAUUUGCUGCUCAAACCAGAGGGAAGGUUUCCUUCUUAUGACUGCUGCUGUGGGUCUUAUGUUCAUGGUGAAUUUCAGAGUGAGCUGGUUCUCAACUGAAGUAAGCACAGUGACUGCAGAAAAAGGAUGUUGAGCCAUACUGGCUCGCACGCUCAAAGUUUAUUCCCAGGAAUGUGGCAGAUGGACUUGUUGCACUACCUGUAGGGAUUAUUUUUUACCUCAUUGCACUAUGGA
Molecule: messenger RNA, 2784 nt
Organism: Tachysurus vachellii
Lineage: Eukaryota; Metazoa; Chordata; Actinopteri; Siluriformes; Bagridae
Gene: dld
Product: deltaD
Exons: 11
Coding region: 340-2499 (719 amino acids)
Biological process (GO): Notch signaling pathway; multicellular organism development; cell communication
Cellular component (GO): plasma membrane; protein-containing complex
Molecular function (GO): calcium ion binding
Source: RefSeq, a predicted model, not a curated record